This is a messenger RNA of Cyanidioschyzon merolae strain 10D, 11856 nucleotides long. RefSeq lists its product as hypothetical. The transcript has a single exon. The record is from RefSeq and is a predicted model, not a curated record. Gene Ontology annotation, molecular function: zinc ion binding. NCBI's taxonomy places the organism in Eukaryota, Rhodophyta, Bangiophyceae, Cyanidiales, Cyanidiaceae. The coding region runs from base 1 to 11856 and encodes 3951 amino acids.
AUGCUGAAUGGCUCUGCUGGGAUUUCGUACUCAGGACGACGCAAUCUCCGAAGCAAUGUUCCCCUCGAUGCCGGGCUUCUUCUUCUUCUUCUUGUUCAUAAAGUGCCAAACAUGGACCAAGUCGCGGCUUGUUUCAGAGCAGCAUAUGCGGAUGCGGUUGGGAGCACUCCUUUGCUAGCGUCCGCUGAGGAACGUGCGGUCUUCGUCAAGAACUCGCUCGAGUUUGCGUUAAAGGUCGAAGCACAGUCCAGAGACGUUACCGCAGCCGGAGCUGAGCAGCAGCGAACCGAGAUUGAUCGGGCGAGACAGCGACUUUGGUUCUUCUGUGUGGGUGCUGCUGAGCUCCUGAAGGAACCUGGGGCUCAGUUUCCUUCGCCUUCCUUGGUUACAGCUGCCCAGCAGGCUCUUCGCCAGCGUCAGCAACAUUGGUGCAAUCGCCUCGCUGCUGCGAGUCGCUUAUCGGCUGAUACUACCCUGUCAACUGCUGACGAGGUGGAUUCGCUGAUAGCCCUAGUCCGAAUAGGGCUGACUGUGCUUGGCCUCUUCGUUUGCCUGAGUAUCCUCGGAGAGCGUGAACACUGGCGGGGGCCGUUUCUCUGUGAGCUCUGGCAGCAAGGCCGUGCCGUCUAUGAAGCCUUGGAACGACAAAAGGCCUCGUCUGCAGCUUUGAGAACGACCGCUUCCUUCUUACAGAGCUACUGGUUGGAUGCACUCUGCACUGCUACCUGGUGGAUCGCUGACCUUUCCAAUCAUGCUGCGGCAACAGCAUGGACGCUCGACACAUCCCCAUCCAGUCUGCUACAAAUCAGAGACUCUGCCUCUGCUCAAUGCUCAGUCUGGAAUCCUCUUCACUGUAGUUUUACUCAGCCUUGCGCUACUAUCCGGGACCAGCACUGGAAUUGCAGAGGCUGCAGCGCCCUGCAAGCCUCAUCCUGGACUCCUCAUCAAUGUACUUUCCUUCUGACUGGACGCUCGUUUCGUGACCAGCAUUGGUAUCGCUGUAGCACUUGUGCCUUUCGGGAGGAUGAGGGCGUCUGCACGAGCUGUGCACUCAUAUGCCAUGCCGGACACGAGGUUUCGUAUGUUCGUUUCAGCGGCUUUUUCUGUGACUGUGGCGCCAAUGCUGCUGCUACGACACCCCGGACAAAGUGUCUCUUAUGUACGCUGGUCAGGAGCGAAGAGACAUCUUCGACGACGAGCUCUAGCGAAGCCCUGCAUACAUCAACGGAGACGCCCAGAGGUGCUGAACGACGUCCCGCCAAGGCGCCCGAACUCCGUGACGAACACUUGCUGUGGAUGAGGCCGCCCUCCGUGAGCCCGUUGGUGGAGCUCGACUCCACCAAGGCCUGCUUCUACCACGUUUUCAUGGAAAUUGCCCAGCUUCAUGGAUCGAGCGACCGCUGCCCUGUCCGCGACGCUUCGGGUAGCGGAGAAACUGCUCCGGCAGGCGUCCUUCUUGCGAAGGCGAUUACAGAACAUUUACAAUCAACAUUCGAGUGGCUUCGCGACAGCGUUUUGUUUCGUUUUCUACAAUCACCGACACCAGGGGAAAUACCCCUAGAGACAAAUGCUCAGUCGCAGAGCGUUGUGCAAAUGCCCGGCACAGAGCAAGCUCCGCGGAAAGCGUUCCUUCCAGCGCUGCACAGAGCAGCUGCUGCUGGAGAUGAGUCGCCCCGCACUGCGACCUGCAACGCUCGAGAUGUACGGGAAAUUCAACAGGACACAUGCCAAGUACGCGGAGCCGGCACUUACAUUCAGCGAGCGACCUGGAAACCGGAAGCCGUCCAAGUCCUCACGCGUGUGCGCCACGUGGACACGAACCAGGGACAGUCGACGCUGGGCAUGGGGGUGUUUUGGCAACUGCUUCCCUGCGGAAAGCAGGAGGCCAGGAACCCACGCGAGCUGCAUUGGCACCAUGAGCCGGUACUCGCCUUCGUCGAUGGACUCUUUCUCGUGACGUUAGCGGCUUCCGAGCAUCACGUUGCAUUUCUAUCCGAUGAAGCGGAUAUUCGCAGGAGUUCAGCAUCGGUGCCAGUGCACCCGAGUUCGGAACCGCUCGAGAGAGCUCCACUUGCUGGUUGUGCUUGUACAGGCACAGUGAGAUCCACUCGUCCAACAGCACUGGAUGCUCGGCGCUGGAUACGACGCCCUCUGGGCUUCUGCGCAGGUGAACUGGGAUUUGCACCCAGCUGCCCGCGACGGGGAAGUCUGCAGCGUCUCCUUGCGCUCAAUCGAGAAACGUCAACGCUACGGCUGUACUGCGUUGGCUCGACAGUCGCGGAUGUCGAUGGGUCUUUGCACGCCCAAAGCUGCGCUAGCGAGUCACCAAGUCGUCCUGUUGCAGCUGCGGCACAUCCGGUGGUGGAACCCGAUAAAGUUCGAUCGGUGACGCUCCCAACGUCUGGGCAGUCGUUCACAGCGUCAUGGGGUACCACUGAUGCGGCUGCGGCUGGUGAUGGAACAACUGUUGUUCAUUCUGCGGAAGCGCUUGUUGGUGCAUCAGGCUCACGACCUGCUCCUGCUGGUCCUUCUGCGAACACUGCCACACUUGUGAACGCUGUUGGCGUUUCUGCUGAUGCCGUUGUAAGCGACCAGCUAGCCGAGUAUCCGUCUAACACCCGCAGCAGGAUGCAAGCACCAGCGAGACGAUCGACGAUUCGAGCACAUCGGGCUCAACGGGUGCUGCAACGGUGGCGUGAGUAUCACCAGGUUCACGCAAAACGCUGUUUGCGUCUGCUGCUCCGACCAGUGCCUGGCCCAGGAGCAGCGAGUGCGGAGGGCGGUACAGCGUAUGGCGCUGCGGAAGUGGCAACUGUACCGAAGACCACGCCUGCGACGCUGUCGCUCGAGCAGCCUGAACGCUCGUCCACUGGCACGAUGACGUUCGCAGCGCCGGCUGAAGCGUCACAAUUCGGUGCUCGCCGAGCAACCAGCACAGAUACCACAUCAUCACAGCAUCCAGGCAGGUUGUAUCUGCUUCUAGAGCGCCAAUGCCUCGAAACAGGGGAGCCCAUCCAAGAGGCAUCCUGGCUGGAUGCCUAUGCUAUAGACUGGUUGCUUUGUCUGGGACGCUCGCGCUCAAGCCUUGAGGUGCUAUCUAUCGAGUACGCCUGUUGGUGUUGGUUCUGCCGAUGGAUUCGUGAGGCACACGGGGAAGCUGCAGCAUCAGCAGCGGAUACGACGUCGAGGCCAGCGGGUCCAGACGGCACGGAAACGUGCCUGACUGUCUCUGAAGCGCCCUCUGGCACCGUGUCCAAUGACGAGGAGCCGUUUCUCUGGCUCUCGUUUGCCGAUAUGGAUGAAGCGCUCGCUGCAAGACAGCCGUGCACGCUGCGGCCGGCUCCAUGUACAGAGGCAGCAGCGGAGAAUGCUCGUUUACUUCUAGAACAGACGACAGGUAGUGAAUCCCAAAUUCUUCGCUGGUUACCUGACGCUGCACCAGAACAUGACCCGUGGCACAUGCGGGAGCGGAAACGUUUCCGUCUCAUGUUUAGCAACGCACGAGAUGGAGUAGCGGAAGGUUUUGUCGCGAGCAGCGCAACUACAGCUCGGGAUAUCUGGCACAGUGAGGUCACAGAAGCGACUCUGGCGGGCCCAGUGACUGCCUGGACGUACGGUCGAGUGUUCUUCGACGCUUCAGACCGGAACCGGUCACCUCCUGGUCGUCUUCUGUUGUUCCUUGUACUAUCAAAUCAACACCUCGUGGUUUACGAGUAUGUUGCUGAAGCGCGUGCCGCCUCUUCCGUCGAUAUUGAGACAUCCGGCCUGCGGCAGGUGGCCUCGCUGGAACUCCCGCUGUUCGAUACAACACCUUGCAUGCAUACACUGGCAAACGCUCCUGAGGAGAAACCGUCUUCACCGAGCGCAACAUCAACAUCGACACCAGCACGCGUCUUGGGCCUCUUCUAUGAGGCAGCACAGCAGGAACUCAUGCUCUACUGGUCGAACGGUCACUGGAGUCGAUGGAAGCUAACCUGGUGUCGUGAACCUGGUCUCGAUGCUGCACCAGAGCCGGACAUCGGCUCGCGUUCUAUUCGAAAUGGGCAUCGCUCGCUUUCCAGUGAGCGCCUCCUGCCGUUCAUGCCGCAACUCGAACUGACAUCUGUGAAUUCUGGAUGCCUUUUCGAGGGAAAGGCGAUUGUCGCUGAGCGCGAAGCUCUCGAGGAUGUCCAACGAGUUCCCGUCCGAUGCCCGCAUGGGUGUUGCUGCACCUCGUCGUCGUGCUCACUGAUGCUGUUGCGAUCCGCACGAACGCUUUAUCUGCUUUGGUGGCAGAGAGAAAAGCGCUGCUGGAUGGCGACUCGACAAGGCGCACCAUAUUCGUCUGUGUCGGAUGUGCGAGUUCGACAAGCUGGAGCGAACUCAGGCGCGGAAACAGCAGCGCAGAACACCUCCAUGGCGACACAAGCAGACUCGCGAGAACAGCUGGCGAUACUCUGCAGUCUCGAUGCCGGUACUCAGGAUGCUUUGCUACCAGAAAGAGCUCGUCGAAUGGAUCGACCUAUUCCCGAGCGUUGCAGGCAGCAGCGACUAAUCCAGGCUACAGGCUGGGCGCAACUCGAAGCCACAGCGUGCGAAUCAGCGUCAGCGUUUCUCAUCGAUGUGAUCAUGCUUCUUGAGGACGGCACCGUUCUGGGUACGCAGACGCGUCUCUCAUGCGACGUGCAGAUAUCCUGGAACGCUCUGGAAGGUUCAGAGCGACCUGAUCGGCAGCCUGUGUCUGCAGUAGAUUCUUGGAAGCAACAGAAACAUCCAGAGGGCGUCAGGUACUCCUGUUCAGGCGACGUGCGUCUGUCACAGCCUCACGAGCGAGACUUGAGCACAGCAGCUGCUCGCUUUGCGCAUCUGUACUGGAAUCAUUCGACAGCGGAGGCCGUGUGGCUACCAGCUAGCCCAGAGGACGGCGUUGCUGCUGCUGACGAUGAGGAUGAAGCUACACCUCCUGAUGUUGCUUCUCUUCCUGAAACUCCUGUUGAAGAUCAUCGAGGCGUUCGCGGAAAUCCUGUUUUGCAAGUGCGUUACCCGUGGAUACACUGUGCGACGAGCGUUGCAUAUCAGAUGACCUGUUCGCGGUCGGUAUCGCCAUGGCUAGGGCGACCGCAAGGCAACUCGGUGCCUUCAGCGCUGCUCCUUGCUGAUCAGCGGAACAGCAACGGCGGUCUGGUGGGCUUUUUUGAGCUCCUCGACCGGGUACCUUCCGGGAUGCUCGCCUGGACCGGUGAUAUGUGGCAACUUGGCCUGCGUUCGAUGACCGAGACACAGUCAUGGUUGGAGCAGUGGCCCAGCGACUCGAUGGAGCUGCUCAGCGCACCGAUACGAGCAUUCACGUACCGGUCCUCGGCGGAGCAGAGACCUUUCCGUCGCGAAGAUGACGCCCCUGGGACGCGACUCACGGUGCUAGCGUACCGAGUGCACUCGACGUCCAGCUCUGGUGCGGCUAGGGAGAAGCGCACCGCAGGCCUGCUGCAGAUGCCCCAGCGAUGUGAGGAUACUCCGCUGCCUCUGGCGGCGGAUGCGCUUCUCGGCCAAGAGCAAGGCCAACAUCAUCAACUGGUGUUUCAUGUGUCCAAUGUCGGUGAUAAUGAUGCUAGCUGGGCUCUUCUGGGUAUACGAAUGGCGUGGUUGCAACCUAACCGUUCCGGUGUGCAGGGUGUUGCGACACCAACGCAGCUGGAGCCGCAGCUGGUCGAGCUCCUCGUCCAGGGCGACCAUGAACCAGCAACCGUUCCAGAGCGGGGAACGUCUGCACCCUGGACUUCGCGCUUGUCACUGGAGUUGCUUCCUGAUCCCUGGGUGAAUCCGGUGCCUCCUGAGCAGGGCACUUGGCGCUGGAUGGAAUACUGCUGGGAUGAUCCUGUGGUCCUGCGGCGCAAUCCCUGCAAUCGACAAGUUGUACUGACGAUACGGGCACCAGCAAUGGACGCUGCAGAGGCGUCCGCUUGGUUGGUGCUCGGCACCAUAGAGGUGUACGGAGUGCGACUUUGCGACAGCCGCUGGCCUAACCUGCUGGGCUUCCUCGAAUGGAGGCGAAAACUCCUGAGACAGCUCGAUUCCGCUGGGAACACACGGCCUCGUGCGGAAGCUAGGAAGGGAGAGGUUUCCGCGCUCCAGUCGCAGGCUACGACUAGGCCAGGAACGGCAUUGUCGUCAACCUGUCCGCGGUUAGCAGAUAAGGAUGAAAUUGGAAAGGCCUUACACGCUCAGGAUAGACUGGCUCCAGCAUUGUCCGUGUCCGGUACUGCUGUAUCAUCGGGAAUACCGGUCGGAAAUGCAUUGCCAGCAGCAGACGACGGAAUAGCCACCACCGUGGAGCAGCGUUCUGAACGCUCACGAAUGGAAAUCAACGCUUCUAGCGCAGAGGUGGCAUCCUCUUCCGCCGCAGUAUCUUCGGGAACGCCUCUACUGCCAGCACAGCACAUCGCUUUGUGUGAACGCGAUAAGCUUCGCUCAACGGAAGCUGCACAUUCGGCAGCAGUCCAAGAUAUCGCUUCCGCGGAUAACAUCGAGGACACUGCCGCUGGACGAAUUGUCUGGCGAGCAUGCUGGAUGCUUGCCGCUAUCUUGGCGAUCACGGGGGAUAAUGCGACGACCGGGCUCCAACUAGUCGAUGGUUCACUGCAACAUCGCCUGAAGAGCUUUCCUGGUGCUAGCGAUGCAGCAGAGGACGCCAACUCGCCACAAAUGAAGCAUCCAAGCGGCUACCUUGAUCGCCACUGGUUCGGAACGUGGCGUGCGUUAUGGAAACUUCUCAGCACUAGGAAGUAUUGUUGGCAAAAGCGUCUGAUGUUUGCGCAGUCGCUUCAGGAGACUGGCGAUGAACACGCUGCGCUCGAGCAACUCUUGCAUGCGGAGACGCAUCAAGCCAGACGCUUUCUACGUCUAGAUGAUACGGAGAACACGCUUCUCCUACAGCAACAAGCCCGGAAAUGCUUCGGCUGCUGGUCAGCGGAUCAGGAUCAAGUACCAGCAGCUUGGACGAGGGACUUGGUAUGCUGGACGGUUGACAGUCUCGACACGUGCAGCGAUCAACACCAGGGACGAGAGGCACUCCUCUGGGCUAUCCAGGGACUAGAAUGGCUCUACGAAGCGUGCGCUUCAUGGACUACCACCACCACCACCACCACUGCCACCACCGCAGCACAUUCGACAACUCGUUCGGAUCAAGGGCAUCCUUUAUCGAUAGAUGCGGCCAGCGUCUGCUCUUCACAGGAGACGCUUGUCUUAUCGAUAGACUUGGCCCGUGUGUACGCAGAGACUGCGGCAGCUUGGCUGAGCGCCUUUGACACCGAGGGUGCUGGUUCUGCGUCCGCGCCAAAUGAAGAAGAUGAAUCAUCGCAACGGGAUCGACCAACGUUUACAGAACGGAACCUCUGGACAGGUUUCCUCGUGGCGGCGAAACGACUCGGAGACGCCUGGUGCUCGUCGAGCCGGUGCUGGCAACAGCGUCCAAGUCGGCAUGCGAACGAAGGUUCCUCGUCGGAACUCGAUUUCUCCGCAGUUUUCUCGUGGUUAUUUGAACCAUUUAUUACGGAAGCAGCACCGAAUGUGCUUACGAGAUUCUUGCAAGUCUGGCUCACGGAUGUCGACAAGUUGAUCGGCGUCGAUGCAACGCAUCCUUCUGCGUUCGACUACUUGGACACUUGGCUUAGGGCCUGCUCUCAUCACUGUGCACUGCACUCCUCUGAGCAGACGGAGUGUCGAGCGCGGAUGCAAGCGGCCCCGAGUGCUUUACACGGGCGCUGUGCCCUGCCCUGGCGACGGCUGCCUCCUGAACGGCUACGCCUCAUCUUGCGAGCGAGCCUCCUAUGUGUCUCUGACCAGAAUCACUGGUGGUCGUUGUUGCGCCUCAUCAACAACGUCGUUACGUCCGCUUCUCACAUGGACGAAGCGCUGCGCACUGCCGAGCAUUUCGCUGCCUUACUCAGCGAUGAAGAGGCUGUUGUAGAAUCGUCGACGCGAGCUAUGGAUUCCUGGUCGACUUUGGAAGUUUUCUGGAUAGUAUCAAACACCGUAGCACCGCACAUGAUGGACUCGAUGUCAUUGUUCGAAACUGCAACUGGACCUGGAGCAACAUUCGAGGCACUUGCGGCUGGACGGCAGCGCGAAUGUUCACAACGCCGAGAGACACACCACGAUAUAGCGCUCUCUGUAUGGAUCAGGUGUUUUCAACAGCAAUGGGUACCUGAUCAUUGGUCAGACUGUACUGCCUGGUUGCGAGCGUACUUUUUUCUGGUACUUGCUGCGAGUUGUCUCUGGUUUACGGUUGGUAAUGGGAAUGAUCUUUCUGGUUCGGCUGACGCUACGACGACCUGCAUUGCUGCUGCUGCUGCUGCUGCUGCUACUUCUAGUACUUGCAGUCGUGACACCACUACUGCUCGUAUGCGUACUUCUACUGUUGUUGAUGAUGGUGAUGAUGAUGCGACUACCGUAUCUCCUGCCUCUACGUUUACUGCUACCGAUCCAGCAACGGCUAGAAUGAGGCCCUGCGAGGCCGGUGUUGCCUCAGCUUGCAGCCCCGAUAGCCUUGUGGAAGCCAGCAACUCGGGCAAUGAGCCGGGCUGGAACGUUGCUGCCACGCGAACGCUCAUCGAGUCGGUAGAGUUAGCGCUCUGGGACUGGUACGGUGCUGGUUUGUGUUUCGGAUACCUGGAACAGCCUCCAGCUGCCUUAACAGACCUCGUGGAGGUGCUCAUACCCUCGCGAGAUGUCGUAUCCGCGGCGUUCCAGCUCGUCGCCGUUCGCCAGACUCUAGCAGCGUUAUCCACAGUGGACAAUGGAGCAUCUGCGCUAUGCGACGCCUGCUGCGACCCUGCUGGCCAAACACAACGAAAAACGUCCACGUACUGGAACCGGUGGCAACGGCAGCAGCGGGUACAACAGGCUGUGCUCUGGAUAAGCGCUGUACGGGAACGUGAGUUGUGCACGGACCUGGGACUAGCCACGCUUUUACCGACACUAGUCACUGCAUUGAAGCACGAUGAUCGCUAUUCAGCGGGUCUUUUGUUGCAAUCGCUGCUCACAUUGGGGAGCGAGCUAGCGCACUGGCAACAGAUAUCGCUUUCCCUGCGUUUGACUUGGGCCUGGCAACUUUUGCGCCUCCUCCUGGUGGAGCCAGAACUCCGGCACUGGGCCCAAGACGCUUUGGUGAUUGUUCUGGAACGAUUGCUGUGCGACUUGAUGGAUGCUCCAGACCCUGGGGCCUGGGCAGCAACAGGGCAGCAGUCACCAGCAUGCGCUGGUGUAUGCGACGCUUCCGAGGCAUCGAUGUUGCUGGUGCUUUUGCGAAAGUACGUGGCGCUCUAUCGACCCCGAGCGCUCUGCAAAGCGCUACCUACACUCGCAGACUGGGUCACGCUCCUUGCUGCACACUUGCAUAUCACAGCGGAACUGGUUGGACUCGAACGCUUCCUGAUGCAGGCGACAUUCCCGGGGUCCACGACCGCGGUCACUGAACGCAGCUGUGGGCGCGAGGCAGGCGCAACACCAUCCAACAACCAGGAGCAAGUCUCUUGGCCGCUUUCUUGGUUACUGGCAUCGCCGGUGUGUGUGGACUGUUUCCACGAGGCGCAAGGUGCGGGCCUGACGCUCCAGGCGGCCGGAGUGCAUGGCGCUAGGAGCAGUGCAUCGUUGCAGACUGCACAGCUUAGCGGAAGCACUUGCCUGGGCGGUGCUUCGUCGGCAGCAGCAGUCGCUGGAACGUUCGUCAAGCGCCAACCUCUAUCGACUCUGGCGACUUGCGUACGCUUUGAUGACGAUCGUAUUCAGGCGACAUGGACGAGCCCGAAACGACUGCACUGUUUGGGUGUGCGCUUGCGUCACACUCGUCGAAGCUUGGCCACGAUACUCGGGUUUCGUGUAUUGGUGCGCUCUCUAGGUACCGCGCUGGAUGCUGCCGAAGUUCCUGGAGCAAGUGCAACGCGUGCUCCAGCGAACUGGCGAUGCCUCUGUGAACUAGUCUACCGCCAGGAUGGGGCGCUGCUUGGUGUGCUCUGCUUUCUGGAUGAAUGGCCGGAACCGCUGUUGGGUGCUGAUAACGCCCUCGCAACUGGACUUGCACUCGGCUUGACGCGUCAGACUGGCCGUUGUUGUGUACCCGAAACGCAAAUUUGUCCGCGAUGUGCUCGCCUGGUGAGUGAACGGGGCGGCGUCUGUCCAGCUUGUCGAGAGAACGUCUAUCAGUGUCGAGCGUGUCGCUUCAUUGAUUACGGGCGACUUGAUGCCUUGCUGUGUCGUGAAUGUGGCAACUCGCGUCUCAUGCGUUGUGAUAUUCAAGUCGAGACGAGCGACGUUGAUCAGGAAGGGACGUUGUUGGAAGCGCUCAUGCAUUGGCGCUUCCGGCACACAACCGGUACAAGCAGCAGCAGCAUCAGCAACACCGGAAGCGGAGGCGGAACGGAAACUGCACCAGGGGGAAAUGCUAGCGCACCGGCAGUCAGCGCGGAAACGCAUGAACCGAAAGCUGCUGCUGCUGCUGCUGCUGCUGCAUGGAUCGGUGCUCGAGAACGUCGAACAGCGCUCGUCGCGUGGUGCCUACACGCCCCCACUGAGGCGCUUUUACCGGUUGCGUGUGCGCGAUGUGCGCAACGGCGGCUUCCUCGCCUUUGGACGAUGUUCGCUGAAGCAGUUGGGCGUGCUGAAUCCGCAUCGACUGACCAGUGGAGCCAAGUGUUCGAGCCUCUGCACCGUGCCUUGUUGGUGCUGUUCAGUAGUGGCGGUUUCAUCGAUGGCGAGAGAGCAACGCAACAGCUGCCAGUGACGCUGGGCUCAUUGCCGCAGCCGGCUCGCGACGCUUGGUUGCGCAUCUUGGAGGAGGCACUCGUCGCUUCCGAAUCUGGACCUCGAAAUGAGCAUGGUGAGGAUGCUCGUUCGCGCUGCGAGUUCCAAUGUGAUCUCGGACAAGCGUAUCUGCACCUCCUGACGCAGUCGUUUGCAUGCUCGGGAGCGUUUGGUGCAGAUCGCUUGCUGCAGGGCGCAGAAGCGACCAGCGCUACGACGAUGCUGGGCGGCAUGCAGCAGCGUAUUGUUAUUCCUGCUACGCUGUUCAACAGCACCGCCGACUAUCUAGCCGCAGUAUAUAGCCAAAGGUGGUGUGUACGUCUUUUCCAAAGGCGCUGGUGUCGGGGCCAAAGUCCGUGGCGGAGGCCCUGUCCCGAGCAAUCCUGCAGCGAGGCGUGUAUCUGGCGUGCACUUUUUCAUCCGUAUGCCCCAGGAGUACGCACUUGGGCGCUUCGCGUCCUCGCACAGCGACCAGGGUACUGGCGUUGGCUCUUUCACCAUAGAAUCCUGCUGUUUGGUUGUUGGCAAGCGCUCCGACACGGUUGUGUUGACAUGCUCGACGCGUACUGGGCGCUAUGGAGUUGGCUAUGGCACCACGAGCGAGCCUGGGUGGACUUUUGGGACUCCACUGGCGGCCUGGAGUUGCUCUGUACCGUGAUUGCUUUCGCAGCUGGCGGUGUACCCUCUGGUGCAGACUCGAAAACGGCCAUAGCUUGUGGAUGUAGGCGAAACGCUUGGGUUCCGUCGCUCGCGGAAGCAGUCAUUCAUGCAUGCUUGGAGCGCAUCCAGGAGGCUGUGGUGCUGCGAGGGCGUUUACAGUGGACACGAGCUGCACUGGACUGUUUGCUCUGUGCGUUUGAAGCGCUCUAUGUAGUUGCCGACACGAGGAUGUCGCUAGCGGCGCAGUUAGCGCUGCUGAUACAACGCCAAGCGGAACGGGAGCCGCUCCUGGCCCAUUGGCAAGCUCGGUGGAUGACGCAGCGUCUAGAGCGGUUGACAAUGUCAGCUGGGACGGUUUCGUGUUUGCAUACCGGAGCGACAGUGCUCGAAAGGAACGAGGGAAAUGCUUACGAUCGUUGA